Argentina anserina (silverweed cinquefoil) is the source of this 1437-nucleotide messenger RNA. RefSeq names its product S-adenosylmethionine carrier 1, chloroplastic/mitochondrial. The record is from RefSeq and is a predicted model, not a curated record. Bases 103 to 1224 code for a protein of 373 amino acids. Gene Ontology annotation, biological process: transmembrane transport. The transcript has 9 exons. NCBI's taxonomy places the organism in Eukaryota, Viridiplantae, Streptophyta, Magnoliopsida, Rosales, Rosaceae.
UGAAUUUCUGGGUUAUCGUGCCGAGCUUAAACCCUCUCAUUUUUUAAGGCCAACAAUCCAUAAACCUUGAACCACAGCGACAUACUGAGACCUCCUCCUUCAAUGGCGACCUCCAGCGAAGCACUUGCUUCAGGCACCACCACCCAGAGAAGCUUCUCGCCGCCAAAACAAACCCACCCCAACUUCUUCGGUAAGCCUCCAAAUCCACACCUCAUUUGGAGAGAAUUUCUAUGGGGAGGUAUUGCUGGGGCGUUUGGGGAAGGAAUGAUGCAUCCCAUCGACACUGUGAAGACUCGUAUUCAAAGCCAAGCUAUGUUCAGUGCCAGUCAGCACCAAAAGAGCAUACUGCAGAUGGUGCGAACUGUCUGGGCUGUUGAUGGAUUAAAGGGUUUUUAUAGAGGCAUAGCUCCUGGUGUCACUGGUUCUCUUGCAACUGGAGCAACAUAUUUUGGUGUCAUAGAAUCGACCAAAAAGUGGAUUGAAGAGUCACAUCCUAACCUUGGAGGACAUUGGGCGCAUUUCAUUGCCGGUGCAGUUGGAGAUACACUUGGUUCUUUUGUAUAUGUUCCAUGUGAAGUGAUGAAGCAACGAAUGCAGGUUCAAGGGACAAAGGCUUCUUGGGGUUCUGUUAUGUUGAAAGAUAAUAUCUCUAUGAAGCCUGGUAUCCAAAUGUAUGAUUACUAUACAGGGAUGUUCCAGGCGGGCUGCUCAAUAUGGAAGGAGCAGGGGCCGAGAGGAUUAUAUGCUGGAUUUGGGUCAACACUUGCAAGGGAUGUGCCUUUUGCGGGUCUGAUGGUUAUGUUCUAUGAAGGCUUGAAAGAUUUGACAGAAUAUGGGAAGAAGAAGUACAUAUCCAAUACGGAUUUCCAUAUUAAUAGUUCCUUGGAGGGACUUGUACUAGGAGGAUUGGCUGGUGGCAUGAGUUCUUUUCUUACCACUCCCUUCGAUGUGAUCAAGACAAGAUUGCAAGUACAGGGAUCAACUUUGAGGUACAAUGGCUGGUGGGAUGCAUUGCAAAGCAUAUGGAUUACUGAAGGUGCAAAGGGAAUGUUUAGGGGUAGUCUUCCUAGGGUUACAUGGUAUAUUCCAGCUUCAGCUCUUACAUUCAUGGCUGUGGAGUUUCUCAGAGACCGUUUCAAUCAAGGAGCGAGCCAUGAGAGCGUGCAAGAAGUUGCGCGCUUGACGGUGGAUAAAAAGAAUUCACCUCUACAAGGUUCAGCUUAAGAAACUCAUACUGGAACUUCUCCAGUCAAGCUGAUUGAGUUUGCUUGCACAUAGUGGAUCCAAUUUAACAGACAUUGUAUUCUUUAUAUGAAGUUGUUACAUUAUCGGCACAACAUACUGAAACUUGCCUGGGAUGAACAACUAACAUUCUAACCUAUUGUACCAAAAGUUUCACUAUGGUAUAUAUCAAAAACAGCAUUUUGGUGCUGAUGG